AUGAACGCCGGUGUCGGAGGAUUGAGGCUGUGUUCCAACGGGCGAUCGUGUCCCGGCUACGGUGACGCGUAUGCCGACGUCUACUGUUGCCCGUCGAUCGUCAAUCCAGGAGACUUCUACUGCUGUGACCUGCUGACCAAACAGAGGAGCGAAGCCCAUGGUCUUUGGAAAGAGUAUGUAGAUGUUGUUUUUUGUCAUUACGACAAACUCGAAAACUCUGUUAUGAUUUUCAGCAGGGUCGGUGAAAUUAUCGGCGCCUUCAUCGGGGCAUUCGCCGUCUUCGUCGUCCUUGUCGUGCUGUGCUGCUCUUACUGUCACUGUUGCUACCUGUACAAAUUGAAACAGAAGCGAAUACGGAACCAUGCAGGACCGAAUUUCCAUUGUGGACCGACGGCCAUUGGCUUCUCGCGGAAUCUGUACGUCGACAGGACGCAGUUGGAUAACUCAUGUUCAUCGUUACCUUACUUUCAUGGCUCAACGUGGGACCAUAAGUCGCAGUUCUUUGGAGCCCCUCCACCGCCGUACACGGUCGCCAAUCAGUACACGUGGUCCAGCUCGCGGAUGUCAACGUCGCCGGCGUUUCCCGUUUCAUGA
Messenger RNA from Soboliphyme baturini, 594 nucleotides. The record is from the annotation of a GenBank genome assembly. Lineage: Eukaryota; Metazoa; Nematoda; Enoplea; Dioctophymatida; Soboliphymatidae.